Lentinula edodes (shiitake mushroom) is the source of this 699-nucleotide messenger RNA. RefSeq lists its product as uncharacterized. The coding region runs from base 1 to 699 and encodes 232 amino acids. Gene Ontology annotation, biological process: purine nucleoside metabolic process; DNA damage response; peptidyl-glutamate ADP-deribosylation. The record is from RefSeq and is a predicted model, not a curated record. Gene Ontology annotation, cellular component: nucleoplasm. The transcript has 7 exons. Lineage: Eukaryota; Fungi; Basidiomycota; Agaricomycetes; Agaricales; Omphalotaceae. Gene Ontology annotation, molecular function: ADP-ribosylglutamate-[protein] hydrolase activity.
AUGUCAGAUUCGUCGGACGAGGAGGUUCCAAUGAAUCGUAUUAUGAAGCUCUCAGAAAUCAGUACAGUCGCUCAGCUGUACAAAUCAUCUAUAAUCACAGCACCAGCAGCAGGCAAGGCCAAAUUCAAACCCAAUGCCGCAUUCCUGGAUCGAGUUUCCCUGUUUCAAGGAGAUAUAACGAAGCUUGAAGUUGAUUCGAUCGUCAACGCCGCCAAUAAAAGCCUUCUCGGCGGAGGCGGCGUCGAUGGUGCUAUACACAAGGCAGCUGGUCCACAACUCCUGGAAGAAUGCAGGACGUUGAACGGAUGUGAUACAGGGUUCUCCAAAAUCACUGGCGCGUAUAGAUUGCCUUCAAAGCACAUCAUACACACAGUUGGACCCGUAUAUUCUGCUUCCUCAGUCGAUAUCAAGGCACAACAACUGGCAUCUUGCUAUCAGACCAGCAUCGACGUAGCCGUGACAAACUUACUUCGCCACAUUGCUUUUCCUUCUGUCUCGACCGGCAUUUACGGUUAUCCUAUCGAGGAUGCAACUCACAUUGCCUUGAACGUGGUUCGAAAGCAUUUUGAGUCGGAAGGAGAAUCUUCUGCCAAGCUGGAUCGCGUAAUCUUUGUCGUUUGGAGUGACAAAGACAAAAUGGUAUACGAAUCGCUGAUUCCGGAAUACUUUCCGCCCUCAGACGGUGUCAAACUCGAAUGA